This is a messenger RNA of Saccharomyces mikatae IFO 1815, 1983 nucleotides long. It is a transcript of the gene PRM1, whose product is annotated as pheromone-regulated protein PRM1. The record is from RefSeq and is a predicted model, not a curated record. The transcript has a single exon. Gene Ontology annotation, cellular component: mating projection tip. The coding region runs from base 1 to 1983 and encodes 660 amino acids. Lineage: Eukaryota; Fungi; Ascomycota; Saccharomycetes; Saccharomycetales; Saccharomycetaceae.
AUGGCCGGUUUCAAAUGCUAUUUGCAACUGGGUGACAGGCUCUCUCAAAUAUGGCUAAAUAAGUACACAUUGGCAUUGUUGCUGGCAAUGUUGAAGCUUCUCUUUUUUUCCAAGUCUAUACAACAUGCUAUAGAAGUCUCACAAACGUAUGUUUUAUCAAACUGUCACAGUAUUGACUCUUUCUACUCAAAGGUGACAGACAAUACGCCGCACUAUCUGGGCGUCAUGGGAAACUAUCUUAUCGAAAAGGGCAUGGAAGAAACGGUUAAGGCCACGCUGGAAACGCUGUCACUCAUUGUAUAUGCCAGUGAGGGAUUGCUAAACUUUGCCAUUGACCUAUAUUUGGGCACGUACGCCUGUUUGUUGGUUAGCGCCGUUGACGGAACGGUGAAUGUAGCAACUAAUACUACGGAAAAAUUGAUCGGUUUGGUCAACGAUACAGUUUCUAGUGUAGCCAAUGAAUUGGAUUCGGGGUUGAAUGACAUUUCUAAAGUUAUCAAUAAAGUAAUCAGUGCUGCAUCCAAAGUAGAGAACUUUUUCACUGGUGACGACGACGAUGACGGCAAUAUGACAUCGUCGAUUAAAAGCGUCAACCUGACCAUAUCUGCCCUCCAUAACUUAUAUAUCCCUUCUUCAAUCAAUAACAAGCUAGAGGAGUUAUCAGCAAAAACGCCGGAUUUUGCUCAGGUUAAGAAUUCGACCAAAAAUUUGAUAUCAAUUCCCUUCAAUGAAGUGCGCAAGAACAUCAAAUCUGUGAAUGCCAGUAAGUUAAUAGGAGAUACAUCUGUUCUGUAUGUCCCACCCGUGUCAAUUUCCAAUGGCACUGGUAUAUGUUCAUCCAAUCAAUCUGAAAUUCUGGCCUUUUAUGCUAUCUUGAGACAAGUUUUGAAAAUUACUACCAUAGUGUGUGUCAUCAUAUUGACAUGCUUUGCAAUUAGUGCGAUAAUACCGGUUGCAUGGAAUGAAAUUAAGCUUUGGAGACGUCUUUGCAGUAUGAGAGACCAUUAUAUUUUGAGCAGACAGGAUUCGUAUACGUCCUUUUCCAGUGAAAACACUCAUGAAUUGAAGGAUCCGUUCGCAAAUCCUCCCUUACAUAAUGGAGAAUAUGAUGUCAUUGCAAGCUACCAGCGGUGCUUUCAAACAUGGAAUGCAAGAGUAACAGGUUGGAUGACAAAUAUUGUAACCUUAGGAAAAUCGCCGGAGGAUAUUGACCCUGAAACAAGAAAAAAGAUAGAAUGGGUAGUGGCUUAUAUGACCUCUGAAAGAGCAUUGUGUAUUCUAGGAGUUGCACUUUUGGGGAUUUUGGUGUGCAUAUGUCAAUUUGUCAUGAUAUCAGUUUUACAACACAAGAUAAGCCAUUCAUUGGCUACCAAUAAUGGAAGUGACUUUCAAAGCUUACUGAAGUCCAACACUGCUGUUGAUAUAGAAAACCAAAUGGGCCUUUGGGGCGUUCAGACGAACAAGUAUAUAAAUACCACCGAGAACAAUAUCAAUCAGGAAGUUUUUGGAUGGAUCGACACAACAACACUAUCGAUAAACAAUACAGUAGCCACAAUGAUAUCUGAUAUAGAUACUACUUUAGCAGACGUGUUCAACGGAACACUGCUAUAUAGCCCAAUGAAGACGGUGGUCGGAUGCGUCAUUGGAAAUAAGCUCUACACGAUAGAGAAGGCGAUGACAUGGAUUCACGACAAGGCUCAACUACAUAUUCCAAGAAUUAAUGGGACCCAAAUCAAGCAGGCCCUAGAAAAACAAGCUAAUAAUAGCACCACAGCGGGUUCCACUUCUACCACUACAGCGACCUUACUAGAGAAUCUCGUAAAUGACAUGAAAGAAGGACUUUUAAAGGUUCUCCGAGCCUACCACCAUAUAACCAUGGGAGAACUUGUGGUUUCCUUAAUAAUCUUUGGGGUGUGGCUGGUACAGUUGCCCAUUGCUUUAAUAAUUCUUCGAUUACGUCUUCACAAGGCCACAUUUCACUAA